This is a messenger RNA of Exophiala bonariae, 753 nucleotides long. RefSeq lists its product as uncharacterized. The transcript has 3 exons. Lineage: Eukaryota; Fungi; Ascomycota; Eurotiomycetes; Chaetothyriales; Herpotrichiellaceae. The record is from RefSeq and is a predicted model, not a curated record. Bases 1 to 753 code for a protein of 250 amino acids.
AUGCCCGUAGGGAAAUUGGAGAUCGUGGUUCACAACUACAAAUCCCUCUCAUCAUUGCUCAUUCGACACAUGUCAAUAUCACGCCAGGGACUCGUUGUCCCCCGGGCCUCCAAGCCCAUGAAUCCAAACCCAGCACUGCCAUUUAUCCCAGCUUCUCUGCGACCGCCACAGGUUGAUCCUUCGCCAGUGUUGACAUCUCACGCAGAAGAUGCCACCCAGAGAGAGCUACAGGCACGGUCUCGUUAUGGCGGUUUUUUGCCAACUCUGGAUAGGGUAGGUGGGGCUACUGACCAUCCUGCUGUGCCUGGGCAUACGCCUCUGGCUCAUUUCGUGUAUGAGGUUAAGCAACAGUACAGCGAGUCCAUGCCACCUCCACCAACAUUCAACCAAAGCACCCGAGCUGCUCCUCAGGUUUAUGCGCCACAGGCCCAGCCUUACCCAAAAGUCUCUCAUACAGGAAAUAACAGUGGUGGAGCUAAUGUGGUUGCUGGAGAUCAGACAUUCAACAGAACACGUGCCAGAUACGCCGCUGGGCCUGAUUCCAAAUCAAGAAACCCAUCAAGUCCUCCCAGGGAUGAAGAAUACAAUAACCCGAGAAACGAAAGCAGAAACCAGCCGAUACCACCAUCCCGCCAAGAGCAGGUUUACGACUUUGUACAGAUCGGUGAUAAUACGAAUGGUGCGAACGUCACCUACCCCACAUCUAGACAAAUUUUCAAUGAUUCAGAUGUCGCUUUUGGGAAGGCCGACUGA